GAGAUCCAAUUUCAUACAUUUGACCUCGAGAUUUUCGCCAGAGAUUUCAAUUAUUUUACAUCGCAACCAACUUCCAAUAUAAUAUGUAUAUAUCUAUACAUAUUCACUUCCUCCAUGGCACGUGAUGGUUUUGAUUGUAAGUUAUGACCAACGGGCCCGAUCAUGUACAUUUUGUUCCACAUUUUUCCUUGUGAUAUUCUCUAUCACCAAGGCCCUACCUGUGAUCCUGCGGUCCAUGGAUCCACCUGAUCAGUGAUCAUCAUAGGCCCCAUCAGAUUUACAUAACGUUUUACAGUAGGAUGCUUAUAUAAAAAGAGGUGAAGCUGGAAUUUGACGCAAUCGCAAAGAAAGAAAAUGGCAGAAGGAAAUAUGGAGAAGAAGAAGGUGAUGGUGGCAGUAGAUGAGAGCGAGUUUAGCCACUACGCACUCGAAUGGGCCCUUGAUCAUUUGAAAGACACCUUAGUCAACUCUGAUCUUGUCAUCUUCACUGUUGUGCCCAAUACUAACUUCGGCUAUGUCUAUGCUUCCUCUUUUGGUUCUGCUCCUCCGGAAUUGAUUGCAUCUAUGCAAGAUAAUCAAGAGAAGAUUGCAAUAGCUCUGCUGGAGAAAGCUAAAAGCAUCUGUGCCAAACAUGGGAUUGUUGCAGGGACAUUGAAAGAGACUGGAGAUCCUAAAGAGGCAAUAUGUGCGGCAGUAGAAAAGCACAAUAUCCAACUUCUUGUAUUAGGCAGUCACAGCCGGGGUGCUAUACAGAGGGCUUUCCUUGGAAGUGUCAGCAACUACUGUGUUCACAAUGCAAAGUGCCCUGUUCUAGUUGUGAAGAAACCAGCCAUAUACCAGUUUGGAGAUUCAAUCUCUGAUACAGGCAACCUUAUUCUCGAAGGUCCUGUGGGAGCAGCAUCUUAUGCUGCUCGUCUUCCUUAUGGUGAAACAACCUUUCACAGGCCUACAGGCCGCUGCUCCAAUGGACUUCUCAUGAUCGAUUACCUUUCUACGGCUCUUCAGCUUUCUCUUCUCAACCCUUACCUGAAAAGAGGUGUUUCGUUUGAUCAUGGUGUCAACUUUGCAGUAGCGGGAAGUACAGCACUCAACAGUUCAUUCUUUACAGCAAGGGGAAUUCGAGCUCCGUCUUCUGAUAGUCCUCUAAGUCGUCAGCUUUAUUGGUUCAGAACACAUCUAAGCUCUGUUUGCCAUACAUCAGGAGACUGUGCAAGAAUUCUUAGGAGGGCUCUUUUCCUGGUGGGUGAAAUAGGAGGCAAUGACUACAACUAUGCAUUCUUCCAAGGGAAACCUAUCGAAGAAAUUCGGACAUAUGUGCCCUAUGUGGUCGGAGCAAUAGUUAAUGCUGUAAGAGAAGUGAUUCGCCUUGGUUCUGUAAGGAUUGUUGUUCCUGGAAACUUCCCUGUCGGAUGUUUUCCUAUAUAUCUCUCCUCAUUUCCUUCAACAAAUCCUUUAGCUUAUGAUGAUAAGGGUUGCCUGAGUGGACUAAAUGAAUUCGCGUCGUAUCAUAACAGUUAUCUUCAACAGUCUCUGGCCUUGCUCAGACAGGAAUUUCCUCAUGCAGUGAUCCUCUAUGGUGACUAUUAUACUGCCUUCCAAUCAGUUCUCCGUAACCCAUAUCUGAGAUUUGAUCAAACAGCCCUUUUGAGAGCUUGCUGUGGCACUGGAGGGUUAUAUAACUACGAUGGAAGUAGGAUGUGUGGGUCGCCUGGUGUGUUUGCUUGCCCUAAUCCGCAUCAACACAUUAGCUGGGACGGUGUGCAUUUGACACAGGAGGCCUAUCACCACAUGUCAGAGUUUCUCAUUAGCAGCAUUCUUUCUAAUAUCCAGUGCGGGGCUAGAGAUAAGUUCUAUUUUGCUUAUAAACUCAAGGCUGGGCUGGCUUGCUUCAACUUUGUCGAAAUGGAGAAAGAAAAAGAGAGGGGUGACAGGAAGGUAAUGGUGGUCAUAGACGAAAAAGAUUCCAGUUACCAUGCACUCAUGUGGGUUCUUGACAAUCUCAAAAGCUCGAUUGCCAACUCGCUGCUUGUGAUCUUUUGUGCACAGCCUACUCCUAUGAAUCACAGUGCAUAUGCUGCACAACUUGGCUUCUCUCGCAUUUACUUUCCAUUCUCACCCACCGGCGAUAUGAUUAGAACCGUUCAAGAACGAAAUAAGAAGGUCUCUCUGGGUCUCAUGGAGAAAGCUAAGAACAUCUGUGCCAGUCGAGGGGUAAAAGUGGAGACAAUUACAGAAGCUGGGGAACCCGGAGAGCUGAUAUGCAAUGCUGUUAAAAACUACGGAAUUGAUCUACUUGUUCUGGGUAACGAUGAAAGUGGAGCUUUAAAAAGGGCUUUUGUGGGAAGUGUAAGCAAUUAUUGCCUGAAUAAUGCAAAGUGCCCUGUUCUCGUUGUGAAGAAACCAGAAUGAAAGAGAGGAUUAAAC
Molecule: messenger RNA, 2424 nt
Organism: Manihot esculenta (cassava)
Lineage: Eukaryota; Viridiplantae; Streptophyta; Magnoliopsida; Malpighiales; Euphorbiaceae
Exons: 10
Coding region: 355-2409 (684 amino acids)
Molecular function (GO): hydrolase activity, acting on ester bonds
Source: RefSeq, a predicted model, not a curated record